AUAUGGAUGUUAAAGGUUUCAGAGUUCACGGGAUUCCUUCAGGGACCAACCCUAGAGACAUCUACGACUAUUUUGAAAAAUCGGAAAAUGGAGGCACAGAAAUUGAGGAUAUCUAUUACCCUCUGCAGAACAAUGAUGCAGUUGUUGUUUUUACAAAUGAUGGAUACCAACGUGCUUUUGACAAGAGUCACUCCAUGAGUGGCAAUAAAUUGGUAUUGAGUAAGCUUCCAAUACAGCUUUUCUCAAACGUCUCUGUCUACCUGGAACAAGCAAUAACACAGCUUCUGGAUGAGAACCCCCCGCUUAUGAGAAACCUUGAAAAUGACAGUGAUGUUGAAGUAGUGUUCGAUGCGAAAUUCAUGACGUACAGGGUUGUAGGGAAUCCCUUCCAAAUCGAAUGGACAAAAAAUUUCCUCUCAGACGCAUGGCACAAACAUGAGGAAAACAAGAAAAAAUUGACAAAUGGAUCAACAAACGGAACAACAGAGGGAAAAAGUGAGGCAGUGGGCAGAAGAUCUUCGCCAAUGAUGAAUAGCGAAGAAUCAGAUUCUUCCGAGGAUGACCUAUCAUAUUCCCCCCGUAUGACUUAUGGUGGUAAACAGAAUAGAACGGACAUGGAUCGCCGUUAUAGUCCAACGCCAAGGGAUCUCUCAUCAGUUUCCAAGAAGACAAAGAAAUCCGGUGAUCAUGACAGAGAAACUUUUGGAAGCAAUAUUUCAAGUUCAGAAGUGUACCCUCAAACAUCAAAUGUAAAGUUUAACUCGCAGGUUCUGGAAAAAAUGGAUUCGCCCUUAAGAAUGUCAGACUGCAGGCUUUCCUCAAGUGACCCAAGAUCUUCAAAAUCGUCCUCUGUCUCACGCAAACCAGAUGCUGCGGAUAAAUUUGCAGAUAAGACCAAACCCAAAACAAAACUGCAGAAUUUAACAGAUAAUGAGAAGCACAGAAUUCCGUUCAAUGCAUCAUCUCUUUCACAAAACAGAUAUAACCCCAGUCAGUCGUUAUUUGCACCAUCAGUAAACAAGAAAACACCCCAAGUCUUCAAUAAUUAUGACAGUGACUCGGACAGUGAUGACGUCAUCAUAGGUAGACGAGGUCCAGAGGAAUUCUCGGUUAGAGACGAAGAAAGGAGGUUCAGGUCACCACCACCAAUACCACCACCGCCCUCGCGGAAUCCCCAUACUAUCUUCCCACCGAACAGAAACUUUCAGAUGGGCAUGUCUCUCUGUCAGUCAGACUUCCCUGAGCUGGCCUUGGAGCACGAAACACCCAUAGGUGGAGUCAUAGUAAAGCUAAUUAUGGGUGAUAUUCUAACACAAAAGUCUGACGCCAUUGUUAGUCCAGCCAGCACAGAUUUGUCAACACUUUAUGGAAUAUCUGCUGUGAUAGCUAGAAAUGCUGACAGGAAAAUGAGACAAGAAUGUGCUGAUUACAUUGCUAAAAAUGGCAAUCUGCUUUUUGGUGACGUAAUACAUACAUGUGCAGGCGGUAACCUUGAUCCCAAGGUCACUUACAUUCUGCAUGCUGCUGUUCCCUCCUGGAGAGAAGACAGUCCAGAACAGUCUUCACAUUUGUUGACCUGUACCUACCUUAACUGUUUUCAAUAUGCUGAUAAAAUCUGGCUCAGCAGCUUGUCAAUGCCGAUCAUCGGUGCUGGUUAUUUUGCGGCCCCCUUGGAUGUCUGCGUACAGUCAUUCCAUGAUGCCAUAUUAUUGUUUACACACGGUGCCAAUCCAUCUAAACAUCUAAAAGAGGUCCUACUUGUGAGCAAUGACCAGGACAGCGCAUGCUCAAGUGUUGUAGUAUUUAGAUCCUUGAUGGACCUAGAAGAGGAUCAAGCGUACAGAGCUGCCGUUGAACGAUACUGCAAAAGAAGUGAGCAGUAUGAUUUUUCUGCCAGAGAUUUUGUUCUCGGGAGGAGUUCACCAAGACAGGAUAUGGACGUAGGGAAAGAUCGCAGUGAAAAAAUUGACAAAGCCAAGGAAGAAAAAGGAGUCGACGAAGGUAAAUCGCAGCAGAAAAUAGAAAGUGAAGUGUCUGAUAAAAGUGAGUGUUUCGGUGCAUAUUCAAUAGAAAAUGAGAAAGAAAUGCACACUGGUAUUUGUCAGUCAGAGAGGUCAAAGGAGAAUAUAGAAGAGAGUCCUAGCAAGGGGCGGCAACUCAGUGACAGUGAUGACGAAACAAAAGAUCAAGAUGACGAAAACUGGACAAAAUCGAACGAAGAGUAUGCACAUAAUAAACACUUGGAAAGCGAUUUACACAAUAUGUCAUCGAAAGAAAAUGACGAUGCUUCUUUCCUCACUGAAGUGGUGGACGACACUGCGUCAUCAAGUGUCAUCGAAAAAUUAUUGACGACGUGCGGGUCAGACAAAAAUUCUGACGAUGAGAAAAGGGAUACGAACCAAUCCGAUGAUGAUAUCUAAAUGUCUUUCAAAUAU
Messenger RNA from Saccostrea echinata, 2435 nucleotides. RefSeq lists its product as uncharacterized. Lineage: Eukaryota; Metazoa; Mollusca; Bivalvia; Ostreida; Ostreidae. The record is from RefSeq and is a predicted model, not a curated record. The transcript has 4 exons. The coding region runs from base 3 to 2420 and encodes 805 amino acids.